GGGCCAGAUCUGAAUAAAAGAAAUCCUUCUCGUGUUAAACCAGACGAGAAUAAAAGAAUCCAAAGGAACUCCGGCUUCUUCGUCCUGCAUCAACAUCGGUCUCCGCUCUGCAAACCACUGCUUGGAUCCGGCGAACUCACUACGUUGCUCUUUUCUUAUUACCCCCACACUCAUUUUAUGCCCAAUGUUUCAGGCUGCUUCUGUAAAUAGCUAAACAAAAGUCAAGGACCAUGCAACCUGGGGCAGAUAAAAUCGCAGAUGUCCCCGCUAGACCUGCCCCAUUUCUACCAUCCAACCCACAGAAUCCUCCUCCAUUCACAUCUUCAGGGCCUGUGGUCGGGGUUGGCAGUUCUCGACCCACUUCGCCCUUCAUAUCAUCAAGGCCAAUAGCUGGUUCUGUUCCAUCAAUUGCACCUGGAGCUUCUAUGCCAAAUUUUCCUAGGGCCAUGGCUGCUUCGGACUCAUCCUGGAUUCCCCCACCAGUUAGGUUUAAUGGUCCUGCAAAUGUUCCACCAUCAGCUUACAGCAAACAAGACACAAGUGUCUACCAGCCAACACAAGCUCCAAGGUUCACGCCACCUGCUCAACCUGUGCCUCCUUUUGGCAUCACACCUCAAGCAGGACCACCAGUUAUACCCCCUUCUGGGUCUCUUCCAUCAAGCCAAAUAUCACCAGUUCCAAUUAGCAUUCCCUCCGUAGCUUCAAACCAAAUGACUCCCAGUGCCAAUUUCCCUCUACCUCCUUUCCAGCCAUCUUUAUCUGCACCAAGGCCGCCUGGUCCACCUCCACAGCCACCUUUACAAGCAGAAUACAACGCGCCUCCAAGAGGUAGUGUGCCUCAGUCACCUGUAAAUAUGAGGUUUUCUGCCCCUGGUUCUAUUUCACAACCACCCCUUCAGACAUUUCCUGCAACUCGUCUUCCUCAUCAUCCUCCCCAAGGCGGAUUUGCAGCCCCACCACCUCCUCCUAUCGGCGCACCAAUAGGCUUUGCAUCCAGAGAACAAAUGCAAUAUGCUAGUGCAGCUCCUCCUUUGGGAGGUUCCGUUCAAGGGCUUAUAGAAGAUUUUCAGUCAAUAACACUUGGGUCUGCUCCUGGGUCAGUUGAUCCUGGACUGGAUUUUAGAUCUUUGCCAAGGCCAUUUGAUAAUAAUGAGGAGACAAUUUCUGUCCUUGAGAAAUACCCUUUCAACUGCCAUCCAAGAUUCUUGAGGUUGACAACUCAUGCAUUACCGAGCUCUCAGUCGUUGCUUGCACGCUGGCAUUUACCUUUAGGAAUUGUGCUUCAUCCUUUGGCAGAAGUUCCAGAUGGAGAUGAGGUGCCCAUUGUCAAUUUUGGACUGGUUGGCAUUGUUAGGUGUCGAAGGUGCCGAACCUAUAUCAAUGCAUAUGUGACUUUCACAGAUGCUGGAAGAAAGUGGCGCUGCAACAUUUGUUCUUUGAUGAAUGAUGUUCCUGGGGAGUACUUUUGUGCUUUGGAUGCUAAUGGUAGAAGAUGUGAUCUGGAACAAAGGCCCGAGCUUUCAAAAGGUAGCGUUGAAUUUGUUGCUCCAACUGAGUAUAUGGUGCGGCCACCUAUGCCACCAUUAUACUUUUUUGUUAUUGAUGUAUCAGUUUCUGCAGUUCGAAGUGGUCUUCUUGAGGUUGUCGCAAGAACCAUAAAAUCCUGCCUUGAUGACCUACCCGGCUUCCCAAGAACUCAAAUUGGCUUCUUAACUUUUGACAGCACUUUACACUUCUACAGUUUGAAGUCUUCCUUGUCGCAGCCCCAAAUGAUGGUGGUAGCUGAUCUGGAUGAUAUAUUUUUACCAUUGCCAGAUGACCUUCUUGUGAACCUAUCUGAUUCAAGAAACGUUGUGGAUGCAUUUUUGGAUAGCUUGCCGACCAUGUUUCAGGAUAAUGCAAAUAUGGAAUCUGCUUUUGGCCCCGCUCUAAAAGCUUCAUACAUGGUUAUGAGCCAACUUGGAGGAAAGUUGCUCGUCUUCCAGAGCACUUUACCUUCUCUUGGUGUUGGCCGUCUAAGAUUACGUGGAGAUGAUCUUCGUGUAUACGGAACAGAUAAAGAGCAUAACUUAAGGAUAGCCGAGGAUUCAUUUUAUAAACAAAUGGCUGCAGAUUUUACAAAGAACCAGAUUGCAGUAGAUAUAUAUGCCUUCAGCGAGAAGUACUCUGACAUAGCAUCUCUAGGAACUCUUGCAAAAUAUACUGGAGGCCAGGUGUACCAUUAUCCAUCUUUUAAGGCAGUUCCACACCAAGAGAAACUAAAACAUGAACUUACAAGGGACCUUACACGGGAAACUGCUUGGGAAGCGGUGAUGCGCAUUCGAUGUACCAAAGGUGUACGGUUUACCACGUAUCAUGGGCAUUUCAUGCUUAGGUCUGUUGAUUUGCUAGCUCUUCCAGCUGUUGAUUCUGAUAAGGCCUUUGCAAUGCAAUUGGCUUUAGAGGAGACCUUGCUAACCACUCAAGUUGUGUUCUUUCAAGUUGCUUUACUCUAUACUUCUUCUUCAGGUGAAAGGCGUAUUAGAGUCCACACAGCUGCAGUGCCUGUGGUACCCGACCUCGCUGAAAUGUACCGCCAAGCAGAUACUGGGGCCAUUAUCUCCCUAUUAAGUAGACUGGCUAUUGAGAACUCUUUGUCGAAUAAGCUGGAUGAUGCUCGUCAGUUGAUACAGUUGAAGAUUGUGAAAUGCCUGAAAGAGUAUCGCAACCUUUAUGCUGUGCAGCAUAGGCUGAGUGGGCGGAUGAUAUAUCCUGAAUCUUUGAAGCUAUUGCCACUAUAUGCAUUGUGCCUAUGUAAAUCUGCAGCGCUUCGUGGGGGUUUUGCCGAUGCUUCUCUAGAUGAACGUUGUGCUGCUGGUUAUAGCAUGAUGAUUUUACCUAUAAGAAGGUUGCUCAAACUUUUGUACCCUAGCUUGAUUAGAAUCGAUGAGAUCAUUAUUAAGGCUGCUGAUUCUGAAGACUCUCUUAAACAGCUACCGUUAAGUGUAGGGAGCUUAGACUCCAGAGGUCUAUAUAUCUGUGAUGAUGGAUUUAAUUUUGUUUUUUGGCUUGGCCAGAUGCUUUUAGCUGAUAUCGUCAAUAAAAUUCUUGGUGUUGACUCGUCCAUGUUUCCUGAUUUAUCGAAGGUUCAAUUCUGUGAACAGGACAAUGAUGUCACAAGAAAGAUAAAGAUGAUUCUACGACAAUUAAGGAAUAGCGAUCCUUCAUAUUAUCAACUCCUCCAUGUAGUAAGGCAAGGCGAACAACCAAGGGAAGGCAUCUUGUUUAUAUCAAAGUUAGUCGAGGACCAAUUUGCAGGUGGCAGCAACUACUCUGAUUGGAUUCUUCAGAUACACCGCCAGUCUCUAAGUCCAUGAGCUUUCAGGUGAGCCCACCAUUGUAGUUCUGGAUUGGUGCAAAGGUUUUUUUUUCCCUGCUGCUUUUGUUGAGCUUGGUUUCUUUAUCCCUUCAAAAGUUAAGUCCUGCUUAAUGCCUACCAAUUAGAAUGCUCAACAUUUUGUAAAAUUUGGCUUUUGCGUAUUCGUUUCUCUUGAAUUAUAUUUUUUACAAAAUCUAUUUUUGACCACUUCUUUAAA
This is a messenger RNA of Phalaenopsis equestris, 3575 nucleotides long. Its product is annotated as protein transport protein Sec24-like At3g07100. The record is from RefSeq and is a predicted model, not a curated record. Gene Ontology annotation, biological process: endoplasmic reticulum to Golgi vesicle-mediated transport; intracellular protein transport; COPII-coated vesicle cargo loading. The transcript has 13 exons. Gene Ontology annotation, molecular function: zinc ion binding; SNARE binding. NCBI's taxonomy places the organism in Eukaryota, Viridiplantae, Streptophyta, Magnoliopsida, Asparagales, Orchidaceae. Bases 231 to 3356 code for a protein of 1041 amino acids. Gene Ontology annotation, cellular component: COPII vesicle coat; endoplasmic reticulum exit site.